UAUCACGACGGCGUUAUGGCGGAGGCUAACAGCUCUCAGGGCCCGCAGCGGAGACGCUCACCGCGGGUCGGUUCUCCACAAGCUGCUCCGCUGGAAAGCGACAACAAAAUGGCGCUCGGAGCUAAACGUUUCAUCACUUUGAGGAAAAUAGCUCCCAGAAAGACGGCAGCUCGGACAGAACACAACAAGGAGAACACACCGGAACACGGCAAGAACAGUCCGAGCCUCGCAGAGCAGCUCCUCCAGCAGAAACAGCCGAAGGUCUCCACCCCGGGCCGGCUCGCCCGGGACCGCAGGCCCUCCUCGGCUGACCGGAGGAAGAAGCAGCAGCAGGCCGCCAUGCCCUCACCGAUCCUCCCCGCGUCCCCACCGGCCUCCUCCCGCCCCCAGCAGCCGGCUGCAGACCCAGAGGGCUCGGUGUGGUCCCAGAAGGUCCGCCGGUCCUACACCAGGCUCAGCGACCGGUCCCUCCACAGCCCGGACUCCCGAGAGCCUCUGUUCGGCUUCGAGAGGCUCCAGACCCCGGAGGUGGUGUGGAGGAGGACCGAGCAGUCCAGGACGGCCCUGGAAGGUUCUGGCUCAUCGUUCACGUCUCUGCUGGAGGCUGAGGAGGGCCGCGCCGAGCCGGACCCGAACAUCCCGGGGGUGGUGCUGGUGAAGGAGCGGAGGAGGCGGCGGAAGCUGCCGCACAUCGACGCCGAGGAGCUGGACGCGCUGGCGGCCAGGAUGAACGCUGAGUUCCGGGAGGCCGAGGACUUCCAGCUGGUGGUGGAGUAAGAACUGGACCGGGUCCGAACCCAACACCAGGGCUCCGGGAGGCCCAGGACCGGGUCAGAAC
This is a messenger RNA of Nematolebias whitei (Rio pearlfish), 838 nucleotides long. It is a transcript of the gene cdca5, whose product is annotated as cell division cycle associated 5. NCBI's taxonomy places the organism in Eukaryota, Metazoa, Chordata, Actinopteri, Cyprinodontiformes, Rivulidae. The record is from RefSeq and is a predicted model, not a curated record. The transcript is spliced from 2 exons. The annotation marks the transcript as partial.